AUGCUCAAGUAAGGCGUGUAUUCCGUCUCUUCUCAUUCCUUUGCAAGCCUCCACCAAGAAUCCACUGCCCAAAAAAUACUGACCAAAAACUUGCGUGAAGAGGAGAGGAUUUUACGCAUCCGUGUAGCUGAAUGCACAGGGUGAGUAAAAGAGCUUUCGUGAUAAUUGUACAUUUGUAGUGAUUUAAAGAAAAACGCGACCUUUUUGGACAUUCAACCAGGUCUAUUAGUUAGAUCCAGCGUUUGUCAUAAUAUUUAUCACUUUAAAAUGGCCCCAUGCAGGCGUUGGAGACGGCCGUUACAAUGGAAACACAAAAAUCAACAGUGGAUACACACCAGACGUUACUAAAUUUCGCAUGCGAAGAGGGGGAUCAGUAUCUGAAAGCCAAGGUAUUGGAGAACCAUAUUUACCACAGGGUAUUGGAGAGGCUCUUGAUGAAGGUAAGACGUACCGCUUUAGAAAGUCACAUAGUAAAUUCAUAGAAGUAUUUAUUUGAGGCAAUCCUUCAGUUGGCACGAUUACGCCAGCAAAAUGACAAACGUACAUAACUCAAUGUUGCCAAAGUAUGAGCUAAACUUAGAGUAAAGUGCGAUUGUGAAUAUUAAUAAGAAGGGAGAAGGACGAAGAUAGAAAAGCCUUGUUGCGCGCGAUAUCAGAUGAAGAAUAAACACGUUAAUUUGAGAAUAUGACUUUGGUAUGCGUGAAAUCGUCUAUUUGGUCAGCGCUGGUGAGAUGGAUAGAACACAUUAGAAGAAUUUCCCUAAAGAUAAUUUCACUGACAGAAGAAAAAUCCGCCUAAUUAGAACUCCCACAAUUUGCUAUGGAUUGCAUUUCAUCUGGCUUUUCAUUUGUUGACUUUCCCUGUUUCUGCCUUUCGGGCUGUCUUCCAAAAUUUCAGUGUGGAUUGAUAACCACAGCGCUUGACGUAAUAGAAAGCUGCAGUGCCACCUUACACGUCAAUUAGCCUGGGUCACUGGCCGGGUCAUUAGUAUCCGAUUUAACCGUGCAGCGCCCACUCCUGGGGACCAUUUCCUUUCAAGGGGUCGGACGUUAGUCGCUCAUGCUGCCUUCAAGUCUUGGCGAUGGGCAGUAGUGUUGUGGCUGCGCAGUGAUUCUUGAUUUCAACUUGUGGUCUGGCCAAACUAGAGGAUGGUAACUGAGAUCCUAGUUAUAAGUCUUUUGAUUGAUUGUUUGCCGCCAUGUCACCGCCCGCAUGGGCUCUAGACCGCAGGUCAAAGAUCAAACCAGACUGACACGCACACUAUUUGACAAUCAGCACAGGUUGCUGAACAUGAGUUUCAUGCAACUUCGAGCAUUUGGGACCGUAGCCGGCAAGGCACCAAACCGUGGCUCGGCAGUAUGCUAUUUUGCUUAACACUCAGUAGCCACAAGGCCUGAAUUCAUAGUCACCAUAAAAGUCUUAACAAAAAACAGGUUCACGUCUGGUAGGGUACAUGCCUAACUUGCAAGUUUUCUUAGUCUUUCUUGACAUCGGCCUAUAUUAGAAGAUGGAAAAUUGGUCUUUGCAGCAGUAUAGAGAAGAUGAGAUCGACCAUCAACAAAACAGUUAUCCCGCUAGAGAUAACGCUUAUUAUGAAAUAACAAAAUUCCCCCUGAAAAGCGUGGUCGCUAUGAUUCAACAAAGAUGAAAACAACGCAGAUUUUGCAGUUGUUCGGUUGUAGAGUUACCGAGAUGAAUUGCGUUCCACCUAAGAAGCACGGGCAUAGCCGAAUGGCGGCUUAAUUAAUUAAGACGAAUAAACAAUGGAGAAAGUUUGGCAGCCUUUGGUCGAAUACUGACUUCCCGCGUCAGCUCAGGGCAUUGUCAGUGGGUUGAUGGAGAGUGCGGAAAUAGUGAUUCAAGUUUCGAAGCACACCCUAAGUUCCAUUGUAAUUUUUUGUCCUCAAUGAAGACUGACGAUGCAAAAUAGUUAAACUGACAGUUUCAGAUCUCUGCGUACAGCCUUAAUAACUACUUAUUUUUAGAGGACAGCGUAGAAAACUAGAGGUUGAUGUUAGGUUCGAUAAAGGACUCUCGAUGUUUGUGUGGUGAGAGGGGAAGGGGGGGAAAUUUUGACGUGGACAAUCUCAGCCAAUGUUUGCUUCACACGUUCCCGCGUGGUUUUCACUGAAUUUAGUGCAUACACCUAAGUAGAGAAUAUUACCGCUGUCCGCAGUAAAAUUAAGUCGAUGUGAAAAGCACUUCAGUGGCAACAGGAUUUUAAUUCCACAAAUAGAUUCGUUAGGAGUGUACUAAAAAUAAAAGCAUCGUUUACUUUUGUCUCGUGCCUGGUGCGUUUUGCAGCAGUCGUGGGACAAAGACUUUUCCCAAACUUCGAUUAUUGUGAACCUAGUUAUCCAACCGGAUUCGAUUGAAGGCUAGUAGUAUUUGCUUGAUGCAAGGAACAAAAUUGCGCUAUCAGGUCCCUUAUAACGAUCCAACGUCGCUGUUUUCACUCAGUAUUGACCAAUAUAAAUUUUCUCACGUGGAAUCCUGUUCGUCUUGAUCAAAGAUUCUAAAUAAACCUACAUAUCAAGUCCCAGCCCUCUACUAUCCACACAGAACUAGACUAAAAACUAAAUACAGCAAUUCUGAAAGCACUACUGACAAAGGUAAGGGAGACCGGCGUGUUGAUUCCUGGCUUAUUAGUCUUCGUCAGCCAGUCCUACCCAAACUCGGGUUUGCAUGACCUAAGUCUCGAAACAACGUUUUUUGGUCAUCGAGCGGCAUUAGGUUUGACCUUCUACCGCUAAGCUGCGGGCCCGUUGUCAUGUUGGUUAUUUAUCUUGUAUGUUAGGUUACGGGCUAUGCACGUCUCGCUGUGCCCCCUGGCUCACUCUAGAGUCCUUGCAGACAGUCGCAUAGCGAGCAGCAAUAUAGGCUGAUCAGAAGUCUUCUUCUGGUUAGCGAGGCACAAAUAAAAUCGGAUGGGCCUCCGUCGGUGUUUUCCCUUCCGGCUUUGCUGGACUACUACGGUUACUGGUCGUUCUCGCACUCAGUGUUCUAGCACAUACAUAUGAACACCCUGCCGUAACAGCUCAUUCUUUCGCCCUGGUAAUUCCAACAGAUUCACUAUUAAGAUUAUCGACAAAGACAAGGGAGACUAGAAUGGCCAUUUCUGGCUUAUCGGCCGUAAUCAGCUGGUCAUACCCAACGCUCAUGUUCGAAAAAUCUGAGAUUCGGAUCCGUUAUCUUUCGCCCCUGAGUCGAGCGCUCUACCAAGUGAGCCGCGGGCUCAUUGUCCUAUCGAUUGCGAUUACGAAUACUAACUACUUCUGAACUGUGUUACGAAACAUUCUCGUCCCGUUAUGCUUUGGGUACCUAUAAAUAGUCCUGCAGGCAUUUAGGCGACGAUAGAAAUGUCAAUUUGUCUAUACUACUAGUCGUUCUGCGACUGCCUAGUGGGCUCUAAAUAAGGGCGCCAAAGCACAAUGGGACGAGCAUGUGGCGUAGCCGUAUCGGUAGAUUCAUUUUCAGUAUAUGUAGAUUCAUUACCGUAUAUUUCGAUGCAAAGAUAUGCUAAUGUUGUAUAGACUGGCGAAAAAAACAUGCGAGUAGGUGGUGGUGAAAAGGCCCUUGAUGACAGACUAUUCUCGGCUUCGAAAGACACUAAAUGGACAGAGUUUGAGUUUCAUUCGUGAGGCUUCUGAAUCCAUGUCGUUCGACUACGAGGCGCAAAGUGAAACAACUCACUUACCUUCAGGCAGGCUGAAACAAAGUAAUGUCUUCUGCACUGAAAACCUUCUAAGUCGAGUCCUCCGCACUCCUUUGUCCGCAUUCAGGCAUUAACGCAUGUCCCGAUGCGAUGAACAAGCUAUGCCUAGUAAGCAACAUCUGCUUAAACUCGACUUCGAUGCCCAUCGAUAACACUGGUCUUACCGUUCCCGAAUAUAUUCAUAACAGGCAUAAGAUUCUGGCAAACCUCUGAUAUAGGAAUAGGAGAUGCCGACUUGACGCAAUGACAGAAUGACACUGUAUCGAAUAAUAAGAGUGCGUCGGUUCCAGCUUCCAGCUCUCAGACAAACAGAGAAGACAAUUGAAUGACAGCUAACGAACCAUCUUGAAAGUCAUAUCAAGCAGCUAUUGGCCUUUGGUCUUUUCCUCUGUCCCAUAAUAUUAUUUAGAUUGCACAAAAUAACAGCCAUAAGCUACUUAUUCAUGUUAUUCCAUGCAAAAUUUCAUAUUCCGCCGACUUAUGAUUUGUUGAGACUUUGACGAAUAAAUUCACAAAUGUGCGUGCAAGUUCUAUUUCCGCAAGUUUUCCCAGCCCGCCCGUGAUAUCAAAGAUAUGCUCAAGAUCAGAUAGGGGCACGGCGCGCGUUAUUAGGCUGCGCACCCACAACAAAUGCCGUAAGGGGGGUUGUGGUGUGACACCUUUUCACGCCGUGCCUGCCACCUGUGCCCUAUCCCGCCUCCGGCCUUCUUGACGCCGGGUCAUGUGGGAGAGGAGGGGCGAUCGCGGUAGAUACCGCGCAAGUCCACUAUUACUAUAAAAUAACUCAUGCGCAAAUCACCGUCUCUGUGCCUAUCGUGCUGUGGGGCACGCUAGGGACACCGUCGGAAACAACGGUCGGACCUUAGAAAAUGCAAAGCAUGGUUCUUAAGAACAUGGAGGAAUCGGAAACAGUAACGAGAGGCUAUGUAAAGGGUGCCGAUCAGAAUCCUUAAUAGCAUGAGUAAGCGCAAGUUGCAUGUUGUAUCUACCGGACCAAUUAAUCGUUUUUUAAAUGAUUAUUCUGCUUUCUUAUAAGAAGUCUGCAAGAAACUGAUGCACGAUGAUUCGUCUUCAUGGAAAUACCUCGUCACUGGCAAGGUAUGAUAGAAUUGAUGUCAGAAAUAUAUGAUGUAAGGAUAACAUCUCCUUUUUAGUGGCUGUGUCGUUCAUGCCCAACAGUGCUCUACAUGAAAAUCGCGCUUCUGUGUUGGUUUAUUGGAGAGUAAGGCGUCGGUUUACGUAUCACGAACAAGCUUUAGUCGUAGCUACCUAUUUCCUCAUCUGUGUAAAUAUUUCAGUCUGUUUCAUGGGUAAAAUAGCCAGUCGUAAGUUCAGCCUGAACGUCAUUGGCUUUUAAAACAGUAUGCAAUGUGGUCUUGCUUGUCAGGCACGCUUCCUGAAGUAAAUUACUUUCGAUCGACAAAGGGAUUUUUCAAUUCGGCAACCUCUUAUUUUUGCCUUUUCUUUCUCAUCUAUCAUUUGGUCUUUUUUGCCAGUUUUACAAUGAACCGGAAGGCCCCUAUGAUAAUCUCCACUCACAGCUUUCCAAGGCCAUUCUGAAAAACUUUCGAGAUUGGCGACGAUGGAUAUCUUAUGCUCUUUCAGUACUUAAAACCUUUGACGAGUAUGGACUUAAUCGAGUGCAGAGAGACUAUGGUUGUAUUUGGCGUACACAGGCCUUGGAGUUAAGUGCCAAUCUCAUAGAACGCAAGAUGACGGCUGAACGGUGUAUCCACGAGGCUUUAAUUAACCUUCGUUCAGCCUUUGACAAUUCAUGUUCGACAACGAAGGACAAUAAUGGCGAGGGAAGGCCAAAGAGGUUGGUUCACAUAUUGGACUACAAUGUCUGCCAAAAGUGGCAUUGAAAAAGCCACAGUAUAAACAUCAAACAAUUCGGGUAAUCUUAACCAGAAAUGCCGACAUAAGCCUCAGGUGCAUUACCACGGAGGAUGCAAAAAUUUAAUACAUUAAUUAUUUAAUUCGAUGACAAAAAACAAUUCAACCCGUACAUGCGUUUUCUCGGAAAAAUUAAGUCACUGACUUUUACAGGAAGGGCAGAGAGCCAAAGACAACAAGCGACUGGUAUUACCGACAAAGACAAGGGAGACCGACAUGACCAUUUUUGGCUUAUUAGCCGUCGUCAGCCAGUCAUACCCAACCCCGGAGUGUUGAACGCCUGGGGCGCGAUCUCGCGACCUGUUAGUUGCCCAACGUCUUUAACCACUGAGCCACGGACUCGUUGUCCUGUCAGUUUUUUUUCCAGUUACGAAUAAACAUUGAAACUGUCAGAGUAAACGAUCGUGUCAAAUUCGGUCCUCAUCUUUGAAGAAAAAGGUUCCUUCAGCUGAUAGAGAGAAUUCAGGCUUCUUUGAAAGACAGAGAGAGAGAUGAAGGUUAAAUCUAGUUUUGCCGAAUUCCCUUUAUAUUCACACUGAAGCACACCGUUGAGUUAUCGAUGUCAUUCGACCAAUUUAGCCGAAUAGGAUCUUCAUUUAUAAGCGUCUCUAGCGCAUACGCAUAUUCAGUAUAACAUUUGAAGGCGACUGUUAAAGGAAUUUUGAACUUCAUUCUUAAAGAGAUCACAGAACAGUCAAGCAGCAGCCCUAUUCCAUAGUCGAGAGUCCGUGCACAUUGCAAGGUCCAAAAGCGCCUGUGAUCUAAAAAUCUAACAAGAGCAAUAAAAAGACAAUAAAUAGCAAACAGAUUGCGGUUUUUUAAAAUAGUGAUUAGAAAAAGAUGGAAGACGAUUCCUGUGUUCAAAGCCAAGCGUACUCACAAACCUCAAUAUCCAUACAAGCAUGAAGGUCGAAACCGGAAGCCUACCAAUACAGUACCACCCUUUUGCCUCAAAAUACAGAACAAUUUACAAAUCAGUGAUAAUAAAAGUUUGUAGCAGCAGUUAAUGACCCGUUGAAUAGGUUCAUUACCCUCGUCUUCAGUAGGACGGACGGGUUUCACCGAAUAACUAUUAACGUAUACUUUCGAAUACUAACGUUCCAUUGUCUUUCGUUUUGAAGCGAGUCUGCCGAAGCAGAACCAGGAGAGGAUCCCUCUAUGAAUUUACGGAAUUCCAUACAGGUAGGAUUUACUCGAGGCUCACCUGCAGCCUUCUUCGAAACAAGGAGUCUCAGUUUCUUAAACCUCUAGCAUACAGAAUAUUAAAAAAUCAAAAAUUCUUGCUUUUAAUGCUGCUCAAAAUAAAGUAGUGGUCAUAGUGGAUAAACGUUAAAAAACACUUUAUUUGCGGUGCAAAAAGCGCUGCCUAUGAAGAUUUUCGAUUUGUACGUUGUCACGACUAAAAUCGAAAUUUUGGUCCACAUAUAAUAGACAAGGUUUUUUCUCCCGUUUCGUCCUUCAGCUAGGUUUUCACUUUCAUUCGGUCCUUGUACUUAGUAAAUUAAAGAUGAAUAUCAGAGUAACCGUUCGUUCUGAGCCUGGAUUUGAGGCAUUUUUGACUAGUUCAGUAGUUCUUGCGGCUGACCAUUGCGCAUUCACAAGGCUAAACGACGUAGGAUUAAACAACACAAUAUCAGUUUAGCUACAGCAACGGAUUGGAACCUUAGAGGUCAUGCAUGCUUGGUCGCAUUUUAGCAUUCAGUAGUUGGAGUCUACGUGUACGCCCGCAGAUGUCAUAUCGCUUACGUAAUUCAUGUGACGCAGGACACGACUCUCAUGAGCAACUAGAGUAUUUAAAAGAUGACCAUUUCCUGGCUGUUAGGAUUUUUUAAACACACAGCAGCAGAACGUAACACUUUUAAUGUGAAUAGUUACCAUACUGACAGUAGAGGUAAUAGUCAAAAGCAAACUAGAUAGUACUUGUGUUGUCAGUGUAGUAAAUAAUGGCAUAAUUGUGUACUACUGACCGUCUACUAGCGACUUGGGAAUAUUACAUGGUUAUUCCGCCGUAGCUGAUGGAUUUCAGACCAAAUACCUAUAUCGCCUCCCAACCUAGCUUGAAAAGAUCUUUUCCGGAGAAUAUACUUCAAGUUUACGCAUUAGUUUUCUCGGAAAGUAAACACGAUAGGCUGAAAAUUUAAUCACUUUACAAUGCCAAACCCGCUGGCUUUGAAUGAGCACGAUAUAAAUGAUUCUUAAGUAUCGUCUGUGUUUUAUCUUAGCCUCGGAUAAUUUAGUCUGACUAAACAUAGACACCACAAGAAGCAGUGGUGUUUUUAUCACCUGUGACGUUUCAGAAAGUGGUACAUAAUCGUUCGUUCGUAUUUCACUGCAAAUAUCCUUAUUUUAAGACUUUCUAGGCUUUCUUUCUUGUCAGGUGUGGUAGGUUAGGAAAUCGGCAUUGUUUUCUCUAAUGAUUGUCUCAGGCUUUUUGCAAACAGUUAACCUUUUGCAUACUGCUUCUAUCAGCAUCGAUGAUUUUAGAACAUUGAAUAUCUUCUGGAACUCUUUGGCGGCGAGGAAGUGCUCAACUUACAAGCAAAAAUCAAAGACGUGCGAAACAAUACCCAUAGCUGGGUAGACAUAAUAAUCGAAAUUUUCUUCAACCAUAUGGAUACUCAAGACGGAAAACCGCACCCUGAACACAGGGUUUUCUUACGCCUAAUUCAGGUACUUAAUUCUGUCCUUUAACUUUUCCCUAUGACUUUUCAAUCGGUUCCAAGACUUUGAAAGAUAGAGUACGCUGUAAAAUAUAAACAGGUCAAAAGUGCAAAAGCUGCUAGGUCAGAAGGCUCAUCGAAGCGGGGUUAGUUGAUUGCAGAAAACUCGGAGUUCAUACACAUGUCACCAUCUUGCCCAGAUUAACUUUAAGAAAAUAAAUAUUUCAAAAGAAUAGACUUCUAUAUCAUGGGGAAAGUCCAGUUUGGCGGAUUGACGAACGCGCAGAGGGGAUUAUUGCUUGUAAGAAGAAAUUUUGCAGUAACUACCUUGUAGGGCCUGGAAACGGGGCCUUUUACUAAUUUCCCGGAAGGUUGCCUAUUCCCAUCUCCAAACCUAAACCUCAACCCCGACGCUAAUCUCCUUGGAACUCAACGCAGGUCCGCCUGUAGUAACAGAGGGCGGCGUUGCUAAUUUGUGUCCUGCUCGUCAUUUUCGGCAAAAUUUCACAAAACAUGAUGUAGUAAAGGGAUUAAAUACUCAAGUAAAGUACACGCACAAUCGAUCUUUUAUGGCGCUGGCGAAUCCUAAUUGGACGUCAGCCUGCAGCAUGCAGUCGUUGAAACCGUGGAGGUCUCACAAAGAACUUUGCACUGGGUUUGUUAUCCUCUGAAACAUUGUAGACACUUUGGGCAGUCUUGUGGUUUUUACACCAUAUGUUCAAAUGAUCAGUUGUUAAAACCACUCUUUAGGUACUGGAGGAAAGUCUGAAUGAGGAGAGUACUACCCUUCUAGGCGACAACGGCGUCGCCAACUGCUGCACAAACGUAAACAAGAACCUUCAUCUGAUCGUUACCAAUCUUAUCCCCAUUCGUCACCCCUGUCCUACUAAAUCUGUUGCACCUGAGACUGACGUUGAGGCAUCGCGCAAUCUGUUGGAGCGACUGAAGUUGAAAGCUAAAUCAUGUAUUCAGGAUUUGGUGUCCGCGCUAAACCUGAUCGAGGCAUCUAUGAGAGACGUGGAUUUUUCUGAGUACCUGCACUUCCACCUGCCCAGGGAAGAGACUACAAGAGAUAAAAGUGCUCCCUGGAUAGAUGACAGUAAAAGACAGAAGCCGGCUAAUGGGUAAGUGCUCCUGGAGCCAAGCUGGUAGCAGGAAGCAGCAUUGAUUCACUAUUUAUCUUGUGGGAACACUCUGAUUUUGGUCGGCAUCUUCGGUCGUAAAAAGCAUUAAUAACAUUAUUACAUAAAUUUGCUGACGCUUUUUCGUUAUCGCAACGCCAAACACGAAUUUAUCCUUGCUGGAUGACAUGAAAUAUAAUAUUUAUGUCUAAAUAACCUGAUUGCAGGCGGACGGCAUGUUCACAGACCAAAACUCUAAAAUUGCGACAAACAUUUCGCGUAAGAUUGAGGUGUAUUACUGAAAACACCGGCCAGUAGGACAGUUGAAUAAGAGAAGACUGAGAUUAGUACCAAGGUCGAUUUGCACAGAUAACACAUUACAUGUAACUCUAUCCGUGCUAAAUACUGUAUUGCGUACAAUGGUUGUUAAUAUGAAAACCUACCGUUUGUGAAUCACCAUGCUAGGUCGAUUUUAGGUCAAAACGAGGACUAUUUCAGCCUGCUACGCUUAAAAAAAACUCGUUAAACAUUAGCACCUUUAUGUUAUUUAUUGUUGCUUGGGAAUGCUCACCAAUGUAAACAUUGCUCUGCUCACAUUUGGCGGCCUAAGUAAGUGUGACUGACGGACGUUUCAUUCUCAAAAGAAUCAUGUUUACAAGUCAAUUCAAAUAGACUACGAAUCUGGAUAGCUCAUCUACCGUGUAUGACGAUGCAUCAAAAGAAAGUCCAUAUUCGCAUUUAGAGAAAUCCGAGGCAUUUGAGAAUUUAGUGACGAAGGUCUCAGUAGUGGUGACAAACUGAAAUCGAGCCUGUGCAUUGACAUGUUAUUCAAGUAAAAAUAUGUGAGGGAAAAAUGAAACAGUCGGUCUCUACGAACGAAUAUGCCUACGUCUUUUUUCUAGGUGACAAUCAAGUUUUAUGCCGGAUGUAAUCCAUUUUGAAAUCGCAGUUGAAAAUGAUUAAAUAUGAAGUACUUGCUUAGGUGACUGUGCUGGCCUUUACUUCGGAGGAGUUUGGUGUUUCUCGUACGUUACAAUAUAGGGAUUGAACAACAAUGUUUUACAGUUUAAUUAUUUAUUCCAUGAUAUUUCACGAAACGGUUAAAAUAAAUCAAGAUGAGAAAUGUUGUUGCGUCUGCAAUCGACGUUUGCCAAAUGUCGCUCUAUAUUGGUCACGUCUGACCUAAUAGCCGUUUGUAGCUAGUCAUUCACUAAACUCAAGUACGAAGACCUGAGUGUGGAACGAGGAUAAGAUCAUUCUCUAGAGUAGAUACGGGUUUAUUCUGAGAUGCCGUAAAAAAAUUUAGUUGUCUUGGAAUUAGUGCUUAAUGAUUUGCCCUGAAGUCCUAAUAAGGAGCCAGGAUGACGCUCAGUCAGUAAUAGCAUAAAAGUGUUCGCACGCCUAAUGGCAGCAUUCGCAGAACAGGCCGUCCAUCUGAGUGCUCCCAGUGCGGUCCCCAUCGAAGACUUAGUUCGCACGUGAAAAAGUGAAAUGGAAGCAAGAUGAUGCGUUAUCUGACCGAAUAUUUCGGGACGAAGUUGCAGAAAGGAAUGCAGAAAACUGUGAAAGUUGUGGCCUAUUACAAUAAGAACUCUCAGUGUGUGAUUCUCCUGCUCACUAUUACAACGACUACGAAGUUGGCAGCCUUAGCAGUUGUUCAACUUUUUAUGAAUAUUUUACAACCAGUAAUGGAUGCAAACAUUGCCGACUUUUCUAUUUCAAUGCGGUCAGCUAUUCCUUAUCCUAUCUCCGAGUGGAUUUACAAUCUCGAUAGCGCGCAUCCAGGCCCUAGACCAUGCAGCAAAAUUUUGCAUAUGAACUGACUAUUCUGCGGCAUACGUACUUGUCAUGCCCGGCUAUAGUCAAACCAUACCUUCUUUUAGUCGUUAUACAGAGGAAAAAUACCAAAAAAUAUUUCGAGAAAACUUACCAGUUAUUAAAAACGGCAACCCAAUAUGUUUUAUUUGACCGCGGCAAGAGCAGGUUCGGAGAUUUUCAUCCUGGAUAGGUUUCCAGGUGAAAAUUCACUCCCUGAACAUUCGUUACCUACAGUAUUACAGCUUCUGUUAUAGAGAGGAUUACACUGAAGAAAAAAUACUGACAUUUUGAUCUAAAAGAUGAAAACUAGUCUACUAGCUUUAAAUGUGCUUAGAAUGGAUUUAGGCUAUUUGCAGGGCAUCGAAAAGUUUGUUCCCUACGAACCUACAUUUUCAUUAUAGAACGCACACAAAAUUCCGCUCCGACCAAAAAAUAAACUUACAAAAUGCACUCCUCAUACUUGACAAUUGGAUGGCUACACUGCCGCAGGCGAUUCACACCGAAUUUCAAAUGCUGGAAGGGGAAAUGGACCAACUUUUCGCAAAGAACAUGCACGCUCUGUGCGCUUUUGAUGCCAGUCGUGUUCCUCAGACGACUGUAGGCGUCAAAAGUGCCUUACCAGAACGCCCGUUGAGCUCUCUUGAUUCAAAUAAUUCGGAACCCGAAACCCCGGAGGCAGUUAAAGGGUUAGACGAAAAAUUCACGCGUCUGGAGUCCCGUGUCAGAAAAUAUACCUCCGACGUGAUCAGGUUAGACAUUUUAACUGUUAUUAUAAAAAAAGGAAAGCCAUGUCAGGCCUUUGGCUCCUGAACGUGUGUAAUAUGUGAAGAAAGCUCUGAACUAUUCUAAACAAACGUAGUUCGUUUCUUUCGUGGAUGAUUUCAAAAUUGUUUUCAGCAACACGAUUUUAAUUCUGAUGCUUCUGUGAGCACCGAGUAAUAUGAUCGUCAUGCUUUGACAUAAAGUGUUCAGAUAUCGAAAAAUUUGCGAAUGGCACAGAUUCACAUUUGGUCCAAUGAAAAGGAUAACGACGUGGAUAAUUAGGUUGACCAACAUAUGUAUAUGCUCCAGCUAUAAAACAAUGUGCAGGGCUGAAUCUGUCAUCAGAAUGAGAGCGCGGUUCUGCAGAUAAUUGAAAAGCUUUUUAUAAUUUUCAUUCACCAAGACUUACCAUUAAAAUAAACUUGUAUAAAAUGACUGACAGCUGGCAUUGGUUUGCCACCACAGCACAAACGCGCGUGGAAACUGUUUACUGGCCCGAGCUAGAAACAACAGUAUACUUACAUUAUUUAACUUGCCAUAUAUUAGAGUCACUGAUUGCGCUUGACUUGUAGGCUACGAAUUUGAAUGAAACGAAAAUGCAUUUUUGAAAAAAGUCUAUGAAAUUGAACAUUCGCUUCUAUGUUUGUUCUGUACUAUUAAAUAGCGGAAUUUCGUUGCAAGGGGCUGCAGAGCUCAGAAGCAUGAAUUAGAUUGAAGUAUCAAUAUAGUCAUGUGAGGUUUGGUAGAAAAACGUUAUUUUAAACAAGUCAAAUGCAUGUGUCAUUUUUGCGUAAAAGGUUUUGGAAGGGGAUGAAAUAAAAGGAAAUGCCGUUUACUGAUCCAAAAUUUUAGACGGUUUCUGGGUAUAUUUGUUAAGAUAGUGGUAAAAACAGCAAAGAAGUAGGAACCGACAAAUCAGAGUUGUCUGUCGUCAUUUGUGACAAUUGAAAAUCGUUAGGUUGGCGUGGUUUGACUAGAGAGACGGGAGAUGCCGACCAAUCUUUUGAGUCCUUCGAUUAGACUCCAACGAUUCAACCAAUUUUGGAUCUAUUUCUUCCCCUCCCUGCUCAAGCAUUCCAACUAAAGCACGCACUUCUUCUUUAGACUGCGCUUAACCAAAAGAAAUGAUGUUUUCCCGUCUCUCUGUUAACGCAUCCUCGUAUCCGCUUUUCGAGCCGUCUAAACCGCGUAACUGUCUGUAAGUCAGCUUGUGGAAUGCGGAUAAUAGCACCUGCGACUUAGAAAACUAGUAAUCGCAACACCCUCGAAUUAAUUAUACUUGAAAAUGACGUGGGUUAUAUUUACUGUAAUACGCUACUCGACAGGUCAUAUUUUUGCCUUGGUGUAAUUAACUUUAUAUACGGCUAGUCAUUGUUAAGGAGCGUAGUGUCUCGCGUUGUAUGUUAAAUGACAUCGCGAACGGUGAUAAUAAACAAGCGAUCUUUAGCUAGCUUAUCUAGUUAACUUGACAAGACUGGUCUUUCUCAGCACUUGGCUUCGACCUUUUCAAGAUGUUCAUGUACUUACAUCCUCCUUUCCGGUAAAUGCACGUUCUCCGGUACGUUAAAUGAUGGGAUUUCAAUGAUAGCUGUCCUGAGCACAGCCUAAAAAUCCCUUUCUGCAUAUCAUAUUCUCUAUGUAAUAUAUACUUUGCGGUAAGCACUUGAAUGUUGACAGUAUUGUGAACAAUUGUACGUCCACUCAGCGGUGACAUCGGUACUCAGAAUAUAAGUGGAGCUUUGAUGUGUUCCUCAAAGAACAGGUUUAACCAAAUGGAUCAGAGAUGUCAGCAACACGGCCGUUGUUAAGAUAGCGACAUAGAUCGAUAGGAAACCACAUAUUUUGUUGGCGGUUAUGCGCCAGUCUGCAUGAGUGCAUUUCCAGACAAAUUUACCGGCUGUUAACUGGUUGAACGCAGAUGGAAAUACUCGCAUUCCGUGUGCCUCUCUAUUUUAUAAUAAGCGGCUGGUUUUUUGCGUGAGCUCGAAGUUCAGACAAAUAACCAGAUUACGGGAUAUCUUUCUUAGUCUUCUGUAUUAUUGACUUCCUCGUACUGCCCAUUCACAACCUGGGGGUAUUUUCCAAGCAUCUGAAGUCAAAACCAGUUUACGACAUAUUUAGUCCUCGCUGCGGCCAGCUCUUAGAUUUGCGAUCACUGUUCUCAGCCGCUGGCCAGCAGGGGUCAGCAGACAGGUCAUCUUUUUUUCGUAAUUCCAAUGCUCUGUCGUAAAAGGUGUCAUCAACGGCAAGGUAGAGGGCGGUUCUUGAGCGGUUGUAACAAGAGGAUGUGCUGUCCUGUCGGAUAAUGCAUUUAUAAUUUAAUUUACAGCAUCGUGCUCCAGAAGAUACUUUGCCAUCUAGCUUUUACCAAAAAUUUUCUUUAGGGGAAACGAUGUGAUGUCAUAAACUUACUAUCGGUAUCCGUCUUCGACUGAUUAAAUGUCGAAUUACCUUGUGAAUUCACAAAUGCCUCAUUUUUUCCAGCUCAAUUAAGCCGGUUUAUGAAAAUGAAGUUUACUGUGCAAAGCAACGGUUGGAUAUGUCCCACUUUCGAACUAUUUCCAACUCCGCUCACGAAGCUUUGGACCAGUGGAGUAGAGCCGUAUCCAGCCUCGUCAAAAAUGAAGGGGUGAUAAUAAUGAAGGAAGAAGUAGCCGAUCUCUACGGGUUAUCUACUGACCAUUUAGCCCUUCCGGCUCCCGGAAAGGCAUCAACGUGAGCUAUCAAAAGAACAGAGAAUGAUAAUUUUUGUUUUCACUGCUAAGAUUCUCUGCUCUACUUAAUGUCUUCUGAGUCAUCUUUAUAGUUUUUUAAGCUUUUUCUAGAAAUAUUAGUUUCUAUUCAAAAUUUUACCGUUGAGGCUAAAUUCCAGAUACAGGAUUGUUCUCUAAGCAUAUGUGUGACCCUGCACCUAGAACACCCUAAUUACACCUGGUUGCAUCCCUCUUCAAGUUGGCAGGAGUCGGACGCUGCGAAUGAGUUAAACUACGUGGACCAUAGAGAUACAACACUCAGAAGACGUCAUCUCCUUCAGAAUGAAGCCAGGUCUCCUGCCAGAGUGGGGGCCUGUGGGACGGUAUUGAAACACGCCACCUCAGUCCUUGAAACCGACUUGGCUUACCAGCUACAGUGCUCACUACCAAAGAAGUUUGACGAGCUGAAGGCAAUAACGGAAUCCAACCUCCAGCUUGAUACGCAACUGAUCAAUGCGGAAGCCGAGUUAAAAUCGCUGAGAGAUGAAAAUGCUUUAUAUUCAGCUGAACUACUGCGGGUAGAAUAUGAGAUUGGCGCGGUUCUUGGAACAACGGAGCGCAUUACAGCCAUGGCUUCCGAAUUUUAA
Messenger RNA from Spirometra erinaceieuropaei, 15313 nucleotides. Lineage: Eukaryota; Metazoa; Platyhelminthes; Cestoda; Diphyllobothriidea; Diphyllobothriidae. The record is from the annotation of a GenBank genome assembly.